UUGCAGGUGGACCAACCCCUAAAUUGAUGGAGAGGCCGUCUUCGAUCCGGAAGACGGGGAAGUCGCACGUCCGUGCCGAGCCUGCCGUUUUCCCCUCUCCACUCGACACCCAUCUCGUUCGUCUUUGAGCCAGAGUGAAAAUCCGCGAGAGAAAAGCGAAAAAUGUCGUCAGUGGACGGAAUGCGUGGUGAUUGCGGUGCGAAGGGAGACGAACUGGUGAAACCCCUUCGGGGAAGGGUGUCGGAAUCAUCCGUCCCGAAACGAAGAGUCUACGGGUGCUGCGGAAGCAUCUCCAUCAUCGACUACAAAGAUGUGCCCCUUUACCUGGCAGGAAAUCCUUACAUCACCAGUGGAUACAGGCCGAAGCUCUCGCCGCUGGAAUGCAUCAAGAGCAUGUUCUGUUGGACGAACGAAAGCAUCAACAUAUGGACACACGUGUUCGGAGUGAUUUGGCUCCUCACAGUCCUCCUCAUGGAUCUCUCCCUCCUCCGAGAACUUGCACCUGCUCCUUCCGAUGUCAUCGUGGCCGUCCUCAUGAUGGUCUCCUUCAUGAUGUGCCUGGCCCUUUCGGUGGUGUUUCAUGUGUUCAACUGUGUGUCGGAGAUCGUCUGCUACACCACAUUCAAGUGGGACGUCGUCGGAGUUGCCCUUGCCACGUUCACCUUCUACUGGACUGGGAUCUAUCUCGCUUUCAUCUGCUACCCAUUCUGGAGGUACUUUUACUGGGCGUCGGCAUUCACGGUGUUCCUGGUCACCGUGGGACUCCAUCACUGGGACGACUUCCUCACGGACAAGUACAGAGGCUGGCGCAUGUUCCUCUUCGUCAUCUGGGCCAUCUACGGCUUUGUUCCCCUGUGCCACUGGUAUUUCCUGUACGGUGGCUUCGAAAACGAAUGGGUCCAGGCAAUUGUGAUUCGAGUCAUCAUCCUCUACGCCUUGGUUGGCAUGGGUUUCUUUUUCUACUUGAGCCGAUUCCCCGAGAGGCUCAAACCAGGCUGGUUCAACUACGUAGGCUCCUCGCAUCAAUUAUGGCACGUGUUUGGAGUGCUCUCCUUUUAUUGGUGGCACUGUGCUGGCCUCCAAAUGUUCUCCUACCUGCGUACGUACGGCUGCCCGGCAGAUUCACCAGUGGACCCGCUCAGACACCUGGCCAAUACGACGAACUCUUCCCUUCAUCCACAAUGAAGUGAUAAAGAGUGGUCUUUCGACCUCCCUUUAUCACCUCGAUCAUUUCUCGACCUAUAUCACUUUGUUCAUACUGAAUCUCCCGAAAUAUCAAUCAGGGUAUUGCUGUCAAUGUUAUUUUGUUAUCGGUACUGUGAUACCUGGCCGAUGGAUCUAUGUAUCUAUGUUGUUAAUACGUUACGCUUUGUAAUAGAAUUUGAAACUGAAAUCCUGGAAAUGAUUUUAGUUUUGAAUUCCGUUCAAGAAAUGGUUGACUGCUUCCAAGGAAUCUUGGGAACAUCAGUGAAAAAGUGAAAUAGUGAAAUAUACUGACUAUGUUCUAUGGAUGUAAUAUUACUUUUUUGUUGUUGAAAAAGAACUGCAUAGUUGUGCUGAAUUUUUCUACAGGGCUCUUCAAUUACAUUGGGUCCUCGCAUCAAUUUUGGCACAUUUUUGCUGUACUUGCUUUCUGGUGGUGGCACAACACAGGUAUCAAGUGCUUUUACUACCUCAAGACUUACGGCUGUCCAUCAAACUCAACUCUGAUGACAUCCUCCAUUCUCAUGCCAGUUCACAUGCAUGAACUUUGACUCUCCAUGACUUUAUUCAGCUGUUUUCAAGUUAUUGUCCUUAUUUGUGAUGUUGCCUGAGACUCCCCAUAAAAAAACCUCUGAAAAACAUCAAUGUUGGUGAAACCUGACCUAUACUUCAGAGUAGGACCAGUAGGCCUACUUCGAGUGAACUAGUCGAACCAUUUUUUUCUACUCGCUUUUAGGGCAAUCACCAUCUUUUUGAAUAGUUUUUCAGACUAUAGAGGUUGUCAUACCAAACAGGAGGCAAUACUGUCGGUUUUGCUUGAGAAAAUAACAGUGCCAGCUUCUGAUUUUUUAAUUUGUUUUCUUUCCUUUUAUGUAUAAUUUUUUCCUUCUUAAAAGUUUCUCUGCACUUGAAAAAGGCCACGCCUGCUUGAACACAAACUCCAUUGAGUAAACCUGGCAGAUGUGCUCAUAGAAAAUAAAAGAAGUCCCCAUAGGAGAUGCAGUAAUACCUGGAAGUUAUUGGAAGUUACACUGGAGCUUCCUCUACCAAAGAAGGUUCUCUCAUGAUGAGAAAUGCUAAGUUAUAUUGCAUGUCCACUGUGAAAGAAAAAGAAGUUAUUGUAGGGGCAUUACUGGCAUUCUGGAAGACAUUCUUCAACUUGCAUCAGAUGAAGCUUCAUCAUCAACUUCUUUUAGGUCAAUUCUCUGAAUUGUGAAAAAAUCCCAACACAAUCUUUUACAUAAUUUGCAUUGGUAGGAGUGGCCUGAUUCUUUUUGGAAUUUGUACAAGGCAUGAGUCAUGUUGAAAUGAGAAAUAUAAUUUUAUUUUAAUCCUCCUUCGUUCUUAAAAAUAAAACACAGAUGGC
Messenger RNA from Darwinula stevensoni, 2569 nucleotides. The record is from the annotation of a GenBank genome assembly. NCBI's taxonomy places the organism in Eukaryota, Metazoa, Arthropoda, Ostracoda, Podocopida, Darwinulidae.